ACCCGUCUCCUUCCUUGUCCUCCUCGUUUGUAGCAUCCCUUGAAUGCUCAGCUCGUCUCCCGAGUUGAACCAGCUCUUCAAAAAAAAAAAAAAACAAAAAAAAGACCCGUGUUUGUCAUUUACCAAGCGGUCUCCGUUAUCUCAGCCAUGGCUAGCUACCAUAAACCCGACGAGAAGACUUUGCAGGGUCUGAAAGACAUCGCUAACAAGCUGCGGAUCAACUCCGUCAAGGCAACGUGCGCCUCCAACUCCGGUCACCCCACCACAUGUUGCAGUGCAGCAGAGCUGAUGUCUGUGCUGUUCUUCCACACCAUGCGUUACAAAGCUGCUGACCCACGCAACCAGUGCAACGACCGCUUCGUGCUGUCUAAGGGUCAUGCUGCACCAAUCCUGUACGCUGCCUGGGCGGAGGCGGGCUUUGUGAAGGAGGCCGACCUGAUCAACCUGAGGAAGCUCGACUCUGACCUGGAGGGUCACCCCACACCUAAACUGGAGUUUGUUGACGUGGCAACGGGGUCUCUGGGACAGGGGCUUGGGGCCGCCUGCGGGAUGGCCUACACUGGGAAACACUUCGACAAGUCCAGUUACCGUGUGUACUGCAUGAUGGGUGAUGGGGAGUGUUCAGAAGGUGCUGUCUGGGAAGCCAUGGCGUUCGGUUCCCACUACAACCUGGAUAACCUGGUGGCUGUUAUCGACGUUAACCGCCUGGGACAGAGUGAACCUGCUCCUCUCAAACACGACAUGGACGUUUACCGCAAGCGCUGCGAAGCGUUCGGGUGGAACACGUAUGUGGUGGAUGGUCAUGACGUUGAGGAGCUGUGUAAAGCUCUGUGGCAGGCCCAGCAGGUGAAGGGGAAACCCACUAUGAUCCUGGCCAAGACCUUCAAGGGCAGAGGACUCAAAGGCAUUGAGGAUAUGGAGAACUGGCAUGGGAAGCCCAUGCCUAAAGACCGGGCCGAGGAGGCCAUCAAAGACUUGGCGGCUCAGAUUCAGAACCCCAACAACACCGUCUGCCCCGAGCUACCUAAAGAAGAUACCGCCCCCGCUGACCUCUCACCUAUCAGCCUGCCCUCCCCGCCCAACUACAAGAUUGGGGAUAAGGUGGCUACUCGUAAGGCGUACGGCGUGGCCCUGGCUAAACUGGGUCAGUCCAGUCCGAGGGUGGUAGCUCUGGACGCUGACAUGAAGAACUCUACCUUCUCUGAGAUGUUCCACAAGGCCUACCCUGAACGCUUCGUAGAGUGCUUCAUCGCUGAGCAGAACAUGGUGAGCGUGGCGAUUGGCUGUGCCACGAGAGACCGCACAGUGGCCUUUGCCAGCACCUUCGCUGCCUUCCUGUCCAGGGCCUACGACCACAUCAGAAUGGCCGCCGUCUCCGAGUCUAACAUCAACCUGGCUGGGUCUCACUGUGGCGUCUCCAUCGGUGAGGAUGGCCCCUCCCAGAUGGCGUUGGAGGACAUUGCUAUGUUCCGCGCUAUCCCAACAUGCACUCUGUUCUACCCCAGCGAUGGCGUGUCUGCCGAGAGGUCUGUCGAGCUGGCUGCUAACACCAAGGGAAUCUGUUUCAUCCGCAUCACCAGACCAGAACUGAAGGUGAUCUACGACCCCGACGAGAAGUUUGAGGUGGGCGUGGCCAAGGUGGUACGUCAGUCCGACAGCGACAAGGUGACUGUGAUUGGAGCUGGAGUGACUCUGCAUGAAGCUCUGACUGCUGCUGACCAGCUGGCCAGCGAGGGAGUGAACAUCCGUGUGAUUGACCCGUUCACCAUCAAGCCCCUGGAUGCCGCCACCAUCGUAUCGAGCGCCCGCGCCACCGGAGGGAGAAUCAUCACCGUGGAGGACCACUACAGAGAGGGGGGUCUGGGGGAGGCGGUGCUGUCUGCAGUAGGGGAGGAGCCUGGUAUCGUCGUGACGCGACUAGCGGUGAACCGUAUACCCCGGAGUGGAAAACCUCAGGAGUUACUCGACCUGUACGGCAUCAGCGCCAAACACAUCGUCGACACGGUGCGCCAGACGUUCGCCAACUGAGACGAUAGUCUCAUCAUUUGGGACUUCUCUUUCCCUCAAGUCUGUACACAUUUACCAACUUCAUCUUCUCCAUCCCUCCCUCCGCAGUCUGAGGGGAAAGUACCGUAAUACCCUGUAUAUAGCCUCCAAAGAGGGCUUAAACACGACUUCUCUCCUCACAUCUACCACUAGUGUUAAACAGAACAGGGCUCUCUAGCGCCCCUUGUGGCUGUAAGGCCGAGUGCAGCUCUGUCCUGCUGUGCGGUGUAGCGUCGCAGCAGAGCCGAUAGGCUAGCUCUCAGCGGAGAGGGAGGGGUCUGAGUGAUGUCUUGACCAUCCCAGAAGGGUAAUAACUCCUUACACACCUUAAUGCAGCCUCGUUCUAAUGAAUCCUCUUUCUUUUCUGCUAAACUGUAAUUGAGCAUUAAGGCCUGAGGGAGGGGUGGUAUAUGACCAGUAUACCAUG
Oncorhynchus tshawytscha (Chinook salmon) is the source of this 2473-nucleotide messenger RNA. RefSeq names its product transketolase-like. The record is from RefSeq and is a predicted model, not a curated record. The transcript has 14 exons. NCBI's taxonomy places the organism in Eukaryota, Metazoa, Chordata, Actinopteri, Salmoniformes, Salmonidae. Gene Ontology annotation, molecular function: transketolase activity; thiamine pyrophosphate binding. Bases 148 to 2028 code for a protein of 626 amino acids.